Molecule: messenger RNA, 1526 nt
Organism: Mobula hypostoma (lesser devil ray)
Lineage: Eukaryota; Metazoa; Chordata; Chondrichthyes; Myliobatiformes; Myliobatidae
Gene: ogfod2
Product: 2-oxoglutarate and iron-dependent oxygenase domain containing 2
Exons: 7
Coding region: 65-1138 (357 amino acids)
Molecular function (GO): L-ascorbic acid binding; iron ion binding; oxidoreductase activity, acting on paired donors, with incorporation or reduction of molecular oxygen
Source: RefSeq, a predicted model, not a curated record
UUUGGAGCGGAGCCGGCGGUCCGGCCGGAGCGGGACUUCUACCCGCAGCUUCGAGGGGUUUGGGAUGGCGUCGGGCUGCUCCCGGAGCUCGGAGGCUGCCAGUCGCCGGCCGCGCUUCUACAGCUGCCGCUGCUUCUACACUGACAACAUCUUCCUGCAGGAGUUCGGGCUCCAUGUGAGCCAGGCGGACUGGGACCGGGACCUCCGCUCUAUUUUACGGAGCAAAGGAUGCAAGACUGAUGAACAGCUGAAAGAGGUUCAAGCAAAGAUUGAUCAGGAAGUUCAGAGGAGGAGGCAGCUGACCCAGGCCAGUUUGGAGAGAGCGGCAAUCAUUUCGGCACAUUAUAAACCACUGACUCCUGCUGUCUAUGUUUUACAGGACAGCUUCCUCGCUCCGGAAUUCCGUGAAAUUGUCGCUUAUUCCAGAAGUAAGGAUGCGGAUUUCGAAGGGCUGUUGGACCGAAUCCAGGAACUACCAGCCAAGAGAGUUUACUCCUUCCCGGUGUUCACCGUGGAGUUCUGCAGUCAGCUGAUGGAGGAGCUGGAGAACUUUGAGCGCUCAGACAUGCCGAAGGGUCGGCCCAACACCAUGAAUAACUAUGGGGUACUUUUGAACGAACUUGGGUUUGAUGAGACGUUUAUCACGCCACUCCGCGAGGAUUAUCUUCAACCAAUCACGUCACUUCUUUACCCAGACUGUGGGGGUCAGGCGAUGGACAGUCACAAAGCAUUUGUAGUGAAGUAUGCUGUAAACGAAGACCGAGAUUUAAGUUUCCACUAUGACAAUGCUGAAGUCACAUUGAAUGUGUCACUUGGGAAAGAUUUUAAUAAAGGAAACCUCUACUUUGGAGAUAUGAGGCAGGUUCGGGUGAGUCAGAACGAGUAUGUAGAAAUCGAGCACAGAGUGGGCCACGGCGUGCUCCAUCGGGGUCAACACCGUCACGGGGCGCAGCCCAUCUCCUCGGGGGAGCGCUGGAACCUGAUCGUGUGGAUGCGUUCGUCACCCGUCCGUAACCACCUGUGUCCGAUGUGUGACGGAACGCCAGAGCUGGAGGAGGCUGUCGGAUUUGGCAAUGGAUUUACCAGCGAGCCUGUCCAGGACCAGCAUCAGUCAGUGGAUGUCUGUUCGUUAUACUAGUAAACUAGUGGUGUGACCUUGGUCACCACCCGGUUCCUGUGGGAUCCUGCACCCGUCCUGUCGCUCUCUUGAUCCUCAACACCAGGCUAAUUCACAACCAUCAACACAGUGCCUUCUGUAAUCAAACUGACAAAAACCUCAAUUUCUUUCUUCAAAUGGAUAUUCCUUUCUAAAAUCUGGUAAUCCCUGAGUCUGUGUCACUCUGUAAGGGUGGCAGUGCAGGAGUUCCUAACCUUUGUCAAUCCGGUGAAGCCUAUGGACCCCUUCUCCGAAUCAUGUAUUUAAAUAUAUAAAAUAAAAUACAUCGGAUUACAAAAGGAACUGAUUAUAUUGAAAUACAGUUAUCGAAAUAAUAAAAAACAGAUUUGUAAUUUUGUAAUAGAUGUGU